Messenger RNA from Dreissena polymorpha, 3897 nucleotides. RefSeq names its product meteorin-like protein. Bases 258 to 1118 code for a protein of 286 amino acids. The record is from RefSeq and is a predicted model, not a curated record. Gene Ontology annotation, molecular function: hormone activity; metalloendopeptidase inhibitor activity. The transcript is spliced from 6 exons. NCBI's taxonomy places the organism in Eukaryota, Metazoa, Mollusca, Bivalvia, Myida, Dreissenidae.
UGAAUGCGAAGCGAAGCGAUACCGGCUCAAGAUUACAUUUUGAAGUUUAUGAAGUUUUAAGACAAGCUGUAGAGGAGUAAAGAUACAAUUUCUGAUAUGAUAAACGAUAUGGUAAAAAUGAAUUUGUGAAGUGGGCAUUUACACGAUGAGCAAAUAGCCAACGCAGAGCAAGCAGAUUUCAGUACGGAUUAGAUAAAUUAAACUAUAGCUUUAUAUUAAAUAUAUAUCGAAGUCAUUGAAAUCAUAACUAAGCAAAUAUGGAAAACCUGUUAUAUGUGUGUGGAUUUUUGCUGAUGAUGGUUACCUUUUCAUCGCAGUGUGACUCAUGUGAUUGCAAUAUAAGUGGAGGCGUAGGUGUUCACGUGGCAGCUCUCACGUGCAAAAGUGGCUUCGUCAAGUGGUACAACCCAACAGGUGCGCUGAGAAUCGUGGUCAGCCAAACAAAAACGCCAUUCGCCACCACGUGCUUCGUCGUAGACACAAGCGACGUGAGGAUUAAGAUCUCACAGGAAGUGGCCCCUAGCGCCAAUUCCAAGUCGCCAACUGACCGAUCGAGACACGUGAUGAACGACCACAACUUGCGGACAGUAUACACAGGAAAAGGGCGCAGUCAAGAAAUUUGUUUGACGACGGACACGGAUAUAGUCCUGUUUAUUGAACCGGAAAUGGGUUCUCUUCUGGGCACCCAAAUAGUUUCCUUCCAAUAUGACAUAUCAGAGCGCAAACCUCUUGACCAAACAGAUUUUAUGGAAGAAUGCCGCCCGUGCAGCGAGGAGGAGCUUCUGACGGCCUACUGUGCCAGCGACUUCGUUGUGGUUGGUCGAAUGCAGGACGUCCAUCACUUCAAUGAAAAAACACAUAUCGAUGUCGCCGUAUCCCAGAUCAUUCGUCAGACUGGCUCCCACUUUUCACGUAUGCGCAGAGACGCCAAUGAGUUGCAGGGAACUAUUACGGCGCCCCGGAAAUGCGGUGUCGCGAAGGGCAACGGCGUCUUUUUACUGACCGGAAGGGAACGCCUUGGGGAGCUCCGGAUGGGUUGCGCGCCGUAUCUGGAAGAGUGGGAGCAGAUAGUCAGCGAGGCGGAGCGGACCGGAAGGAUGCAGUGUACGCGCGACUGAGCGCCACUUAUGAGCGCCUGACGAGGCGCUGUUGACUCGUCAUCUACCUCAGCAAGGCGAGAGAGCAGGACGAGAUAGCAGAUUCACAGAUACAGAGCCAAGCAGUGUGGCCUCAGCAUCUUACAAGACUAUUCACGACAAGCCUUCGCAUAACACGCCUUCGCAUCUACAAGCCUGCACGCAACAAGUCUGCGCAAUACAAGCAAGAGAAUUACAAGCAUGUGCACGACAAAGUCUUCGCUCUACACGCCUGAACUUUACCAGCCUGUGUACUGCAAGCCUGUGCAUAUUCACGCAUGUGCAAUAAAGACCUAAAAGCAACAUGCCUGCGCAGAAAAUGCCUGCACACUACAAGCCUGUGGACUACAAAUCCUGCGCACAACAAGAAUGUGCACUGCAUGCCUGCACACUACAAGCCUGCGGACUACAAAUCCUGCGCCCAACAAGAAUGUGCACUACAUGCAUGCACACUACAAGCUUGUGGACUACAAAGCCUGCGCACAACAAGAAUAUGCACUAUAUGCAUGCACACUACAAGUCUGUGGACUACAAAGCCUGCGCACAACAAGAAUAUGCACUACAUGCCUGCAAACUACAAGUCUGUGGACUACACAGCCUGCGCACAACAAGAAUGUGCACUACAUGCCUGCACAAUACAAGUAUGUGGACUACAAAGCCUGCGCACAACAAGGAUGUGCACUACAUACAUGCACACUACCAGCCUUUGAACUACAAAGCCUGCGUACAACAAUAAUAUGCACUACAUGCAUGCCCACUACAAGUAUGUGGACGACAAAGCCUGCGCACAACAAGAAUGUGCACUACAUGCAUGCACACUACAAGCUUGUGGACUACAAAGUCUGCGCAAAACAAGGAUGUGCACUACAUGCCUGCACACUACAUGCCUGCGGACUACAGGACUACAAAGCCUGCGCACAACAAGAAUGUGCACUACAUGCAUGCCCACUACAAGUCUGUGGACUACAAAGCCUGCGCUUAACAAGAAUAUGCACUACAUGCCUGCACACUACAAGCUUGUGGACUACAAAGCCUGCGCACAACAAGAAUGUGAACUACAUGCAUGCACACUACAAGUCUGUGGACUACAAAUCCUGCGCACAACAAGGAUGUGCACUACAUGCAUGCACACUACAAGCCUGUGGACUACAAAAUGUCGGCGCACUAAAAGUCCACCCACAACACGUCUAAGAACUUCAGACCUGCGUACUUCUAAAUAAUUAAUAUACAGCAGUACUUAGAGAAGCGGAGUGAGUCACAGAGUUACAAUUCAAACAGUCAUAACGUGGAUUACUCACGGGCAAAACGCGCCGUCGAAAGAACACUGUUCGUGGCUAGGGCGCGUUGAAUAUUCAUACGAGAUCAAAUGUACUUUAGCCACCAGAUGUCUGCAAUAAAGUAGCUCUACCCAGUUCCUCUCCAGCAAGAUGCCUGUAAGAAGAGUGGCUAUGACAGAAGUCAUUUUUAACUAGUUCGUACUCAUGUGGACAAAUACUAAGAGUAUUUGCGAGCUUUGUUUUUGUAUGAGCUGCGUCAUGCGAAAAUGGGUCUUCCAGUCAGCGUAGCUCCAGAUCAGCGUGUGUAAUUGCGAAGUCUGGUUAGGGGAACCUUUAUAGCUAAUGAGACCACGAAACCUUGUGUGACUUUAGGUAGCGUAGUUCUUGAUCAGACUGCUCCAUUGCGAAUACAUGUAACAUAAGAACAACUUUUGCAUGUCGUUGCUCAAAUAGUAUGCAUGAAAAUAAGUAUUUUGCAUUUAUCACGUAGUCGAAAUAUAAUCAUGGCACAUGUACACAUGUAUUAAGUAUAUUGAAAUAAUCGGAGGAAUUUACAUUUUAUUAAGUCAGUUGAAAAAAGUUAAAUCAAUAAGAGAUUUAUAAAGAACGCAUAUACCAACCCUCACUUUGUAAUGAAAUAUAUAUAUAUAUAUAUAUAUAUAUAUAUAUAUAUAUAUAUAUAUAUAUAUAUAUAUCUUGAUUCAGCAGUCAAUGUAUAGUUUUUAUCGCGAUGUGAACUGAUCGUGAACAAUAAUGUCAUGAUAAUUGUGUCAUAAAAAGUAAGACUUAGUGGUACCCAUCCGGUUUUAAGCGAAUAUAUUAAUAAACAUGUCAUCAAGUUUAAUGGAUGUUAAUACAACAGUAUCAGUUAAUUUUUUACAAUGGAGUUUAUGGUACAUGUAUCUGUACCAGUGUUAAAGCUCAUAUAGUGUAAAACAUGUUACAAGUUAUAUGUUUCUUAUUGCAAAUGUACGGAUGAUAUUGUUAACCCAUUUAUGCCUAGCGUCUAGAAAAAAGGGCCUUGGCAAGCAGCGUAGACCUAUAUGAGACGUCGCAUGACGCGGCGUCUCAUCAGGGUCUGCGCUUUUUGCUUAAAGGAAUUUCUGUAAGACAUAUUCUAAAUAUAGAAAUAAAUAUACAAGUUAUCUUUUACUUUUGGAAUAAAUUGAUCCAAUUUAGAAGGAUGGGAGAGUCCACUAGGCAUAAAUGGGUUAAGCAUGAUAUUAAUACUGCUCCUAAAGUAAAAAUUUCGUACAGGACUAAAAUAUAUUGUUGUAGCAGUAUUUAAAUAUAGAAUUAAUAUAAAUUACCAUUAAGCCAUGUUAUUUUUAUGUAUUAAUUUAUUAUGUGGGUCGACCUUUGGGAUAAGAUGACGUUGCAUGGCCAUGCAAAAUAACAUAUAUAUAUAUAUAUAUAUAUAUAUACUCGAGCUUUCUGGAUUUAUGUCUUUGAUUUGUUAUGGAAAAUAAACUUGACAAGCCUGA